Nannospalax galili (Upper Galilee mountains blind mole rat) is the source of this 3219-nucleotide messenger RNA. It is a transcript of the gene Septin6, whose product is annotated as septin 6. The transcript has 11 exons. The coding region runs from base 287 to 1570 and encodes 427 amino acids. Gene Ontology annotation, molecular function: molecular adaptor activity; GTPase activity; GTP binding. Gene Ontology annotation, biological process: cytoskeleton-dependent cytokinesis; cilium assembly. Gene Ontology annotation, cellular component: septin ring; septin complex; microtubule cytoskeleton. The record is from RefSeq and is a predicted model, not a curated record. Lineage: Eukaryota; Metazoa; Chordata; Mammalia; Rodentia; Spalacidae.
GAGGCCGGGGCUGGGGUUGCGGAGGGAACUGGAACUGGGCUUGCCCUAGGGGAAGGCGGUGUGGUCAGUCCGUCCCCUCCUCACACCCUACUCUGAAGGGGUGGCCAUAGAGGAGAGGUUGGGGUUGGAGCAGCGGCGAGGGGGCCCCUCCCUGGCACCUCCCCCCACUAGACUUGGUCGCGCCCGAAGUGUAACACUUUCUCUUUGUCGGAGGAGCUCCACUGUUUCCUGUGCAGCAGCUCCCGUUGCAGCGGCACCCGUAGCAGCCCUGGCGGACGAAGGAGCGAUGGCAGCGGCCGAUAUAACUCGCCAGGUGGGUGAAGGUUGCCGAACUGUCCCCCUGGCUGGACAUGUGGGGUUUGACAGCUUGCCUGACCAGCUGGUGAAUAAGUCAGUCAGCCAGGGCUUCUGCUUCAACAUCCUGUGCGUGGGAGAGACAGGUUUGGGCAAGUCCACCCUCAUGGAUACCUUGUUCAACACCAAGUUCGAGGGGGAGCCAGCCACCCACACGCAGCCUGGUGUCCAGCUCCAAUCUAACACUUAUGAUCUCCAAGAGAGCAACGUGGGGCUGAAGCUCACAAUUGUUAGCACUGUGGGCUUUGGAGACCAGAUCAACAAGGAGGACAGCUACAAGCCCAUUGUGGAUUUCAUCGAUGCUCAGUUUGAGGCCUACCUGCAGGAGGAGCUGAAGAUUCGGAGAGUGCUGCAUUCCUACCAUGACUCCCGAAUCCAUGUCUGCUUGUACUUCAUUGCCCCUACAGGGCAUUCACUGAAGUCUUUGGACCUAGUGACCAUGAAGAAACUGGAUAGUAAGGUGAACAUCAUCCCCAUCAUUGCCAAAUCAGAUGCCAUUUCUAAGAGUGAGCUAUCAAAGUUCAAGAUCAAAAUCACCAGCGAACUUGUGAGCAAUGGGGUCCAGAUCUAUCAGUUCCCCACAGAUGAUGAAUCCGUGGCAGAGAUCAACGGAACCAUGAACGCCCACCUGCCGUUCGCCGUGGUUGGCAGUACAGAAGAAGUGAAGAUAGGGAACAAGAUGAUGAGAGUGCGGCAGUAUCCUUGGGGGACAGUGCAGGUUGAUAACGAGGCCCACUGCGACUUUGUGAAACUUCGGGAGAUGCUGAUUCGGGUCAACAUGGAGGAUCUGCGGGAGCAGACCCACACCCGGCACUAUGAACUGUACCGUCGCUGUAAGCUGGAGGAGAUGGGCUUCAAGGACACCGACCCUGACAGCAAACCCUUCAGCUUACAGGAGACAUAUGAGGCGAAAAGGAAUGAGUUCCUAGGGGAGCUCCAGAAAAAAGAAGAGGAGAUGAGGCAGAUGUUCGUCCAGAGAGUCAAAGAGAAGGAAGCUGAGCUCAAGGAGGCAGAGAAAGAGCUGCAUGAGAAGUUUGACCGUUUGAAGAAACUGCACCAGGAAGAGAAGAAGAAGCUGGAGGAUAAGAAGAAAACCCUGGAUGAUGAAAUAAACACUUUCAAACAGAGAAAGACGGCAGCUGAACUUCUCCAGUCUCAGGGUUCGCAGGCUGGGGGCUCACAGACUCUGAAAAGGGACAAAGAGAAGAAGAAUUAAUUCUGCUGUUUGCUGCAUGCUGCAUGAGAUCCAGGGUCCUGUAAUCCAUGGCUGUGUACUGAAUAGUAUGCCCCGCUACAGCUGGACUGGACUCCACUUAGCCUUUUAAACGAAGGUUCCUAUUUUAACUGACAACUUUUCUUUCUGGUGCUUGGCAGCUGGGCCCUCCACCCCCUGCUGUGGUACCUCAAGCCUCACCUUUUUUUUUUUUUUUUGAGUUCUGCAACUUGUUCCUGCCUCCCAGCCCCACUGGUACAGACCAUGACCUUCUUCCUUUUCAUUUUUUGAUUUUUAAAGACAGGGUCUCACUAUGUUGCCCCAGCUGGCCUGGAACUCGCUAUGUAGACCAUUCCAGGCUGGCCUCAAUCUCACAGUGAUCGACCUGCCUCUGCCUCCUGAGUGCUGGGAUUAAAGGUAUGCACCACAAUGCCCAGUUCCUUUUCAUGUUUUCAGGGUGAUUUUAUAAUCACUUCCUUUAAAACACACAAGGCAAUGCCAAACUUUGCAGGCCUUCUGAAGUGGUGUUAAAAAAGUGGGUUAUUCUGGACAAUUAUAGUUAAUACUAGGAAACAAAAAGUAGGAAUAGCUAAAGACAAGCAUGUAAAUGCAUGCAUUUUCUCUUUUCUUGUUUGCAAAGUGAGAAGAAAUUUUGAUAUGUAUUGGUUGGUGGCCAGAGGCAAGUAUAGGGCGACGAUGGGAAAGCAUAAGUUAGAUUCUUGGGAAAAAAUUCAAGUCGAAGUGAAGCAUUUUUAGGAGAUCCUUUGCCUGGAAAUAAAACCAAGCAAGAUCACCAAGAACAGGAAGAUGAAAGCAGAAUCCUCAAAUCCCCUCAGAUACACCACCAGUUGGUAAGAGAGACAGGCUGCUGAGUUAGAGCUGUCUGGGUCUCCUUGAGAGAGGCCCCUUAUUUACAGCCUUGGGUUUUUAAAAUCCACCUUCCCAGACUGCCAACUAGUAAUAACCAUCCCCCUGAAGAAGUAUGUGCCUUAUAAGCAGGAGGCCUCUCAUUUAUAUUUGUAUAUAGAUUUGCUACUAGAGGCUUGCGGAUCUCAAACUACUUCACAAGUAUUUGAGCCACACAACCUUCUGAAAGCAAGCAGAACUGUAUAUAGAAGAGAGCUUUUUUGGUCAGUGUGACAGAAAUAACUUCCUGUUCUGUAGGAGUAAAUCGAAGCCCAGAGAACUGAAGGGACUUGUCUAAGGUCCCACUGCUAUUUCUUGGCAAAACCCAACCCAAGCUAUGUUUUAUAUCUCCUGUUCUCAAUCCAUCUCAUCAAGGGAUCCAAUUAUUUACAUGUUCCUGGAGACAAGGUUUUUUUUUUUUUUUGUUUGUUUUGUUUUUUUUUUGAUGUUCAAAGAAACCAGUCAGUGUUAGAGGAGUCUUGAGGGUUUUCACAUGGAAAAACACCCCAGGAUGGGAUGGGUAGAAGAAGGCAAAGUGACAGCUCCAGACCAUAUGCCAUGGCACCUACCAGAUAGUUUUCCUAUAAGUCUGGACCAGGACCAGGGCAGUGUACAUUUCACUAGUACCCCGUGUGGAUCCUUGUAAUGAAGGAAGUUUGAUAGAUAUAAAAGGCAAUUGAACCUAUUACAAUAAUUCAGAUACUUACUGAGCAGCUUUUCUCACUGUAGACAGAAAGGUUUUUGAU